UUUUGGGCCGGAAUGUCUAGCAGUCAAAGAAGUGAAGGGAUGAAUGCAUUGCUAAAAAUGCAUGUGUCAAAAAAAAAUUCACUUCAUGAUUUCAUGACCAUCUUUCAGAGGGUCUUGGUGAGACAAAGAGAGGGGGAGCUUAAAGAAGAUCGUUGCACAAUGGAGAAAAAACCAAAUUUGAAGACUUUGUGGUCAAUGAAAAACAAAUGGCCCAAAUCUACACGAAAAAAAAUCUUUUAUAUUUUUCAAGACGAGCUUCAACCUAGCUUAAUGUAUAAUAUCGAGCUGGUAAAAAAUGAAAGAGAGGGUACUUUCCAAUUAAAUUUUUGUGGUCAUGAUGAAAGAUUGAGACAUAUUAUAUAUUGCAAAACAACUAAAAUAAACCGUUGUUCGUGUCUCAUGUUUGAAUUCAAGAGCAUUCCAUGCCGACAUAUAUUGGCAUAUCUUAAAUUUACAAAUUAUAGUGAGUUACCGGAGCAAUAUAUUCUAAGAAGAUGGUGCCGAAAUGUCAGAAAAAGGGUUGUUCUUAGAGAUGGUAAUAUUAUUGGAGAUAAUACCACAAUUAAUUUUGCUUCUCGUUUUAGUGAACUAAAUUGCUUAGCUAAUGAAAUGGUCGAAGAGGGGCUAUCUUCUAAUGACGCGUAUGAAUUAAUGCGUGAAAUGAUGAUGGAUGCUAUUAAUAAGGUGCAACGUUUGAAACUCAUCAAUGAUGAAGAAAUUGGACAAGAUGUGGAAGCACCUAAUAUGAAUGCGGAGUGUUCUCAAGAUAUAGUUCAUGAACCAAGUCAAGCAAGAACAAAAGGAAGGCCUAAAGGGAAGAGGUUAAAGCCAUCGAGAGAGAUCCGCAAAUGUCGGUCUAGGAAAUGCAAAUUGUGUGGAAAGCGAGGACAAAAUCAUGAUAGCAGAAAUUGCCCUCUAAAGUUGUCAAGUGAUUCAAUGGAAUAAGAUAAUAUUGAUCAAGCCACUGAUGAUUUAAAAGAUUCCUUUGAGGAAGAUGAAGUUCUCACUAUUGCGUGAAGUUUGAUCAAGGUUGGUGGAGCAAAUCAUAGCACUAUUAGUGAGAAGGGGUUGAAGUCGUUAUGUAUCUGUGUUUUUGAGGUGUGAUUGAAAAAAUGGGUAAUGAGUUUUUGUAUCUUUUGUGUUGGUCCGUUGGCACUACAGAUGAAGUUUUUGUAUCUUUUGAAUGCUGUAAUGUCAUAUGUCGGUUGUCUCCAGUCUAUGUUCGUAUUCAGGCUCUUAACGUUGGAAUCCAGUCAGUUGAUAUUGCAUCGGUCUGUUUCUUCUAUGUAUAAUCAACUAUGCUUGUCUUUUCUUUAA
Asparagus officinalis (garden asparagus) is the source of this 1317-nucleotide messenger RNA. Its product is annotated as protein FAR1-RELATED SEQUENCE 5-like. Bases 13 to 945 code for a protein of 310 amino acids. Gene Ontology annotation, molecular function: zinc ion binding. The transcript has 3 exons. Lineage: Eukaryota; Viridiplantae; Streptophyta; Magnoliopsida; Asparagales; Asparagaceae. The record is from RefSeq and is a predicted model, not a curated record. Gene Ontology annotation, biological process: regulation of DNA-templated transcription.